Messenger RNA from Drosophila innubila, 3442 nucleotides. It is a transcript of the gene fmt, whose product is annotated as serine/threonine-protein phosphatase 6 regulatory subunit 3. The transcript is spliced from 10 exons. The coding region runs from base 203 to 3223 and encodes 1006 amino acids. Gene Ontology annotation, cellular component: nucleus; cytosol. Gene Ontology annotation, molecular function: protein phosphatase binding; protein phosphatase regulator activity. Lineage: Eukaryota; Metazoa; Arthropoda; Insecta; Diptera; Drosophilidae. The record is from RefSeq and is a predicted model, not a curated record.
UUUUACAUCAGCGUGGCAACGCAAUUUUUGGGUGAAAAAUUAUUAAAAUCGUUGUAAAAGUGUAAAAAUACAGCAGUGCUGUGCAUCGAAAUAGAUCGAAAUCAGUGCAACAAUACACACAUCAAGCUUAACAAAGCAAGCUUGCUAUAAAUUUCUUAUCCCCAAGCCUGAAAGUGUCACCGCCAAGACGUACGUGCGAAAAAUGUUUUGGGACAAGGGUUAUGCGCCCUCUGCCAACAUAGAGGCGCUGCUGGAGAAGGAGAGUUCUACGGUGGAGGAAUUUCUCGACGAGGAGGAUAUACUGCAGGAAUGCAAAACGUUAAAAAAGAACCUCGUCAACUAUUUAACACGACCCGAAGUCAUUAGACGACUUGUCGAGCUAAUCACUACGGAACCCUCCGAGGAUGUUCCCAUGGCGCAGCGUUUUCGCUAUGCAAACAUGUCAUGUGAGAUACUUACACUCGGCCUGCCGUCCCUAGAUGAGAAGCUACUGUCCGAUGCGGAGACGCUACAGUUGCUGUAUUCAUAUCUGGAAAAGAAACCACCGCUAAAUCCAUUGCUAUCAUCGUUUUUUAGUAAAACGUUUAGCAUGCUCUUUACCAAAAAGCCUGAACAAGAUUGGUUUUUGUAUCAACAAAUGUGCCUACAACUUUUGGAGUAUAUUAAAUCGCAGAAGAAUUUUUUGGAUUUCAUUUGUAACCACUUUGACACACCGGUCAUACCUGAUUUAAUAAUGCAAAUGAUGAAGGACAUCGAUGGUGGUCAACUAAAGCGCAACCUAUACGAAUGGCUAACUGAAGAUAAAAUUGUAGAGAGACUGAUUGCAAUAUUGCGUAAUCCUCAAGAAACCGAUAAACAUGCAAAUGUUGCGGACUUUUUCUGUGAUCUUAUUACCCAAGGUCGUCUAAUGCGGCAAACUGAACAGGAGAACGAUUCAUUUGAGCCGGCCUUUGAUGGCUCGAAUCCCAUAUUAAGAAACAUUGAAUCCGUACAGACAAUAGAAGCCUUGUUAAAUGUGAUUUUGGAACCAAACGCUCUAGAGAGCUCCAUCUUAUCAGGAAUAUCGGUUGUACUUACGCUUAUCAAACCCAUAACAUUCACUGAUGAGCCAAACUCGGAUCGCCAGCGUUUGUUACAGAAAAGGGAGCGUGAAUUUCAUUUGGAAGUACAGGAGACUGUGAUCACAGUAAUAGCGCCACGACUUCAGGAAUUUGUACAUGUGCUCAAGAAUCCACCAGCGAAACCGAGCUUGGAAACCACGGCUGCGGUGCUGUCGCCACCAUUUGGUAAGACGCGGUUGCAGGUAUGUCGCGUCUUCACCGCAUUGCUGGAGACAAAGCACGAGACCAUUCAUCAGGCUAUUUGUGCUACGGACUAUUUUGAUUUACUGCUCGACUAUUUCAAGGAAUACUGCUGGAAUAAUUUUCUGCACAGUGAGAUGGAGAAAGCACUGCAUAUGGUCUUCUACAAUGAGUUGUCUAACAACACAACCUCGACCGAUUGCACGGACAUAUACCAGGAUGAUUACUUAUUUAACUGCAUAAUGAAGGGCGCGGAGACUUUUGCUUCAAUCUCAGCUGAGGUGGAAUCGAAAAAUGCCUUAAACGAUGCUAAACGCGCUGAGGGCGGCAACGAUGAACAAACCCCAAACGUUGAUUUGGAGUCUGCGUCGACUCAGCAAGAAGCAUCUGUCACUGAAGAGCAAAAUGAUAAUGAAAAUGCAACGGAAGUUGAUGCAGAUGCCGCCCAGGAGAAUCACGUUAAACCCGAACCAACUGAUGAUUCUGAUGAGGCGUCUGCUGCUGAUGCCGAUGCUCAACCCCAGCCAAACUUGACGACGGAUGCGCAGCCAGCUCAAAAUGAUCUUGAUAAGACCAAAACGCCAAUUAAUAACCCGCCCACUGAGAUGCAAACAUAUCUGAUUGUCAAUUGCCAGCUGGUAUCUAAAUUGGUCAAUUACUGGCGUCACAAUUUAGAAGCGCAAUCUGCCGACAAGGGUCGACGACUAGGCUAUAUGGGCCACCUUAUCAAAAUUCUAAGACAUAUUACGAAUUGUAUAUCAGAAUCUGAACAUAUCGCUGCCUUGAUUGAAUCGAAUUUUGUGGAUGAUUCAGAGCUUAAGUUCUGGCAAUCGCUGAUUGAUGCUGAGGAAGGUGAAUUUACGAAGGCAGUGUCGCAGCAGAGUAAGCUACUGGCCAACUGUAAUCCGCACGAGGACAAUGAGUACAAUGCUGGCUCUAAGGAUUUUCUGGGCGAAAAUACAUGGGACAUUGGGACGCCAUCGGACAGCAAUGUUUGUUAUAGCGAUUUGGAUAACACCCUUCAGGAUAUUGUAUUUACAAUGGACAACGAUCAGUAUCUGUUUCAAUUUGGCCAGAAUAUCGACGAUGAUGAUGAUGACGAUGAUGAGCAUGGCGGCAGCAGUGGCGAUGGUCAUGGCCAUGGUAUGUUUACUAAGAACUCCAUCACAUUAAACAAUCUGGCUGCUGAUCCCUGGGACAUGGACGUACAAUUUGCUGAUAUUACGGGUGCCUCCACAGAUGCCAACACUGUUAAUCCCAGUACCGGUAACUGGGGGACGGAUUUUAACAGUGACAACUUUGCAGAUUUCGAUGCACAUUUCAGCACCUUCGGCAGUGAUUUGGGUAUGCCGCAGACACAACCACCAACAAUUAUCGAUGCAUCACAGUCGACUGAAGAAACUGAGCUAUCCUCAAGGAUUAACAGCGCUGAGGAGCAACGAACGCAUAACGAGGACGAUGUGUCCAUGACUGCAACCAAGACAGACGAUCAGCAAGCAGAGUAUGACAACAAUGCGAAUGUGGAGAAAGCUAUCAGCGAUAAAUUUAUCGAACUAAGCGAUGCCGACAAUAGUGCAACAACAGCAUCCGCUGCCACAUCCAUUGUCAGCAGACUGCAGUCGGUGUUGUUAGAUGGCGAGGAUGACUAUGAGGAUGAUGAGGGCAUGUGGACCAAGCCAUUAGGUGGCAGCAACAGUCUCAGUACCAUGUCCACAGAUCAACAUCCUGCACAAAUUUCAAAUGGACCCAGUAAAGCUAAUGAAUUCAAUCAUGUCAACGAUAACAGCAGCAGCAAAAUCACGACAGGAUCGGAGCAGGAUCAGGAUCAGGAACAGCAGCCGCAGCCGCAGCAGCAGAAGUCUGAUAGUAUAAACGUAGCAGCUGCAAAAACCAAUGCUGAAAAUGCAACAACGACCACAUAAAUGUUCUGAGACAUAUAUAUAUACACACACACACGUAUAGGUACAGAGGCACGUACACACACAAAAAACCACGUCAGCAAUUGCAAUUUGUAUAGCAUAAAAUAUGUCGAAAAGUUGUAAACAUAAAAGCCUUUGAUUUGCUCUUUGGUCAUCUCUUAUACAUAAUCAUGCAUACAUAUUUACAAGCCUAAUUGAAUAUAUAUACACUACAUUACACUA